Drepanopeziza brunnea f. sp. 'multigermtubi' MB_m1 is the source of this 996-nucleotide messenger RNA. RefSeq lists its product as uncharacterized. The record is from RefSeq and is a predicted model, not a curated record. NCBI's taxonomy places the organism in Eukaryota, Fungi, Ascomycota, Leotiomycetes, Helotiales, Drepanopezizaceae. Gene Ontology annotation, molecular function: lipase activity.
AUGGCCGGCCAGCUCUCGCUCUAUAUCAAGGCCUUCAUCAUACGCUUCUUCCAAACCCUGGGCCGCUAUCUAGAUCUCUAUGCCUCGACACCCCUCCCCCAACGGCCCCUCUUCAGCCGCACAAUACCGUCAACUGUCGGUUCCGUCCCCGGCCAAUUCAAAAUCCUCUUCUACACGCCCCCGGACUACAGCCGCAAGCCCAAGUCCGCAGGAUACCCUAUCCUCGUCAAUUUCCACGGCGGCGGGUACACCAUCGGCCAUGCCGCCGACGAUGCCCGUUGGGCAACCGAGGUCGUGAAGCGGACGGGCGGGGUGGUCGCGAGUGUCGACUACCGUCUCGCACCAGGGUAUCCGUUCCCGACUGGCAUUGAAGACUGCGUCUCGGCCGUGCUGUACCUGUGGCAGCACGCCGACGAGCUGAACCUGGAUGUGGCCCGCACCGCCUUCUCGGGGUUUAGCGCCGGGGGCAACUUCUGCUACACGGCCGCAAUCCGUCUGCACGAGGAGUUGACGGCGUUGAGAGGACCCGGUCGCGCGGUCGAGAAUCACCAGCUCAAUGUCGGGAAGCUGGUGAGCACGGUGGCGUUUUAUCCGGCAGUCGACAUGACCAAGUCCCGCGCGGAGAGGAACGCAUCGAAUCCAAACAUGAAGUCGAUCAUCAAUCCGGUAUUCUUUAAGCUCUUCGCGGGGUGUUAUUUCCCCCCGGGCACAGACACGCAUUCACCGCUGUUGAGUCCUGGUGUUGCUCCUGAUCAGGUGCUGAGGGAUGCAUUGCCGGAAAAUAAUGUGAUGAUGACGUGCUGGGGGGACGGCUUGUUAAUGGAGGGGGAGCAAUUCAGGGAGAGACUAAAGGCUUUGGGGAAGAGGGUCGAUGGUUAUAUUGUGCCGGAAGUGCCACACGGAUGGGACAAAUGGCCAAGUUACAGGAAUGGUAACGUGAAGAGAGAUGAGGCUUACAAAUUUGCAGCUGAGAGCCUGAGGGAAUUUUGGAACUAA